Budorcas taxicolor (takin) is the source of this 2025-nucleotide messenger RNA. RefSeq names its product zinc finger protein 182 (gene ZNF182). Gene Ontology annotation, molecular function: DNA-binding transcription repressor activity, RNA polymerase II-specific. The transcript is spliced from 4 exons. The coding region runs from base 1 to 2025 and encodes 674 amino acids. The record is from RefSeq and is a predicted model, not a curated record. NCBI's taxonomy places the organism in Eukaryota, Metazoa, Chordata, Mammalia, Artiodactyla, Bovidae. Gene Ontology annotation, biological process: negative regulation of transcription by RNA polymerase II.
AUGUUGACUAUUGGCGGACGUGGGCUCAAAGGCCCCACUGAGCGUGCGCACACCCGGCUGCUGCAGCCCUUUGGGCUGCGGAGCCUGAGUUGGUCCCAAAGCGGAAGUGCUUCUCCGGCGCUAGUUCUCGUAACUGUCUCCUUUGCACCGAGCAGAAAAUCUGUUGUCGAGAAAGAGGGACUCAUGACAUUUGAGGAUGUGGCUGUGGAUUUUACCCAGGAGGAGUGGCAGUACCUGAACCCUCCACAGAGAACCCUGUACAGAGACGUGAUGCUGGAGACCUACAGCAACCUGGUCUCUGUAGGGUAUCAUGUUACCAAACCAGAUCUUAUCCUCAAAUUGGAGGUGGAAGAGCAAUGCCUGCCAGAAGGAAAAAUUCCAAUUUGGAGCUUUCCAGAAGCCUGCCAGGUUGAUGAACAGAUUGAGAGACAGCAUCAGGAUGACCAAGAUAAAUAUCUGAUGCAAGUUGGAUUCCCUGACAAGAAAACAAUUACCAGUAAGAGUGGCCUUGACUAUAAUGAACUUGGAAACAUACUUUAUCUGAGUACAAACCUUUUUGCUUCAAUACAAAGGCCCCAUAAAUAUGAAUCAUUUGGAUAUAAUAUGGUUGAUAAUUUAGACUUAUAUAGUAGAAGUUCUGUGGGAAAGAAAUAUGAUAAUGGAUGUGCAAAAUUAUUCUUCCAUACUGAGUAUGAGAAAACAACUCCCAGAGUGAAACCUUAUGGAUAUAAAGAGUGUGGGAAGACCCUCAGGCAAAAGAAGGGUCUUAGUCUACAUCAGAGAAUUAAAAAUGGAGAGAAACCGUUUGAAUGUACUGCCUGUAGGAAAACUUUCAGCAAGAAGUCACACCUCAUUGUACAUUGGAGAACUCAUACAGGAGAGAAACCCUUUGGAUGUACAGAAUGUGGAAAAGCUUUUAGCCAAAAAUCUCAGCUCAUUAUACACCUGAGAACUCAUACAGGAGAGCGACCCUUUGAGUGUCCAGAAUGUGGAAAAGCUUUCAGAGAAAAAUCUACUGUCAUUAUACAUUACAGGACUCAUACAGGAGAGAAACCUUAUGAAUGUAAUGAAUGUGGAAAAGCCUUCACUCAGAAGUCAAACCUCAUUGUCCAUCAGAAAACCCACACAGGAGAAAAAACUUAUGAAUGCACCAAAUGUGGGGAAUCUUUCAUACAGAAACUUGAUCUAAUUAUACAUCAUAGUACUCAUACAGGAAAGAAACCCCAUGAAUGUAAUGAGUGUAAGAAAACUUUCAGUGAUAAGUCAACUCUCAUUAUACAUCAGCGAACUCAUACGGGAGAGAAACCUCAUAAAUGUAUGGAAUGUGGGAAGUCUUUCAAUGAGAAGUCAACCCUCAUUGUACAUCAGCGAACUCAUACAGGGGAGAAACCCUAUGAAUGUGAUGUGUGUGGGAAAACCUUCACCCAAAAGUCAAACCUUGGUGUUCAUCAAAGAACUCAUUCAGGAGAGAAACCCUUUGAAUGUAAUGAAUGUGAGAAAGCAUUCUCUCAGAAAUCCUAUCUCAUGCUACACCAGAGAGGUCAUACAGGAGAGAAGCCCUAUGAAUGCAAUGAAUGUGAAAAAGCAUUUUCCCAGAAAUCUUAUCUCAUUAUACAUCAAAGAACACAUACAGAAGAAAAACCUUAUAAAUGCAAUGAAUGUGGCAAAGCCUUCAGAGAAAAGUCGAAGCUCAUUAUACAUCAGCGAAUUCAUACAGGAGAGAAACCCUAUGAAUGUCCUGUAUGUUGGAAAGCUUUCAGCCAGAAGUCACAGCUCAUAAUACAUCAGCGAACACACACAGGAGAGAAACCCUAUGCAUGCACUGAGUGUGGCAAAGCCUUCAGAGAAAAAUCAACAUUCACUGUUCAUCAGAGAACUCAUACUGGAGAGAAACCCUAUAAGUGUACAGAAUGUGGGAAAGCCUUUACUCAAAAAUCAAAUCUUAUUGUACAUCAGAGAACGCAUACAGGAAAGAAAGCCCAUGGGAAAGGCCAUUCUUGGAAGUCCAAGCUCAUUGCACAUUAG